Messenger RNA from Emys orbicularis (European pond turtle), 984 nucleotides. It is a transcript of the gene GPR6, whose product is annotated as G protein-coupled receptor 6. The transcript has a single exon. Gene Ontology annotation, biological process: regulation of metabolic process; adenylate cyclase-activating G protein-coupled receptor signaling pathway. Lineage: Eukaryota; Metazoa; Chordata; Testudines; Emydidae. The coding region runs from base 1 to 984 and encodes 327 amino acids. Gene Ontology annotation, molecular function: sphingosine-1-phosphate receptor activity. The record is from RefSeq and is a predicted model, not a curated record. Gene Ontology annotation, cellular component: cytoplasm; plasma membrane.
AUGAAUGAAAGCGGCUCGCUCAAUGGAACCGGGGUCCCUUUAGCCCGCAUUCAAGCCAGCGAUGGCAACUCUUCUCUGGAGCUCUCCUCGCAGCUCCCCGUCUUUGCCAUCAACCCCUGGGACGUUGUGCUCUGCAUCUCGGGGACCAUCAUCGCCUGUGAAAAUGCCAUCGUGGUGGCUAUUAUAUUCUACACUCCCACCCUGAGAACUCCUAUGUUUGUGCUCAUUGGGAGCCUGGCCACAGCGGACCUACUGGCUGGAGUUGGCUUAAUCCUGAAUUUUGUUUUUCAAUAUGUGAUCCAGUCAGAGACCAUUAGCCUUAUUACCGUUGGAUUCCUAGUUGCCUCCUUCACUGCUUCUGUGAGUAGCUUAUUAGCCAUCACAGUCGAUCGUUACCUUUCCCUGUACAAUGCACUGACUUAUUACUCAGAGAAGACUGUCCUCUGCAUUCAUAUGAUGCUGAUCGUUACCUGGGGGGUGUCCCUCUGCUUGGGACUACUACCUGUUCUAGGCUGGAAUUGUCUAGAUGACUAUUCAUCAUGCAGCAUUGUCAAACCCUUGACCAAAAGUAAUCUGACUUUGCUGUCUGCCUCUUUCUUUUUGGUUUUUAUCAUCAUGCUUCAUCUGUACAUUAAAAUCUGCAAAAUAGUUUGCAGGCAUGCACAUCAGAUAGCUCUCCAGCAACAUUUUUUGACUGCCUCUCACUAUGUUGCUACUAAAAAAGGAGUGUCUACACUUGCUAUAAUUAUUGGGACCUUUGGAGCAAGCUGGUUACCGUUUGCAAUCUAUUGUGUAGUUGGAGAUCUUGACUACCCUUCCGUGUACACUUAUGCCACACUUCUACCUGCUACUUACAACUCUAUGAUCAAUCCUAUCAUUUAUGCCUACAGAAACCAAGAAAUUCAGAGGGCCAUGUGGGUUCUUUUUUGUGGCUGCUUUCAGUCUAAAGUGUCCUUUCGUUCAAGAUCACCCAGUGAUGUCUAA